UGUGGGGACGUCUCUGUGUCAGCGCUCCAGGCCAUCCCUCCCUAACUCUGACCAACCCUCCCAUCGCUGUGACCUCGCCCCCGGAACAAAGGUCAUGAGCCUGUGCGGGGCGUGACACUGGGGCGGGGCACGUCUUUUGUUCGCCCAGUGUAUCAUUUGAAACUUCGAAACUGCAGUGAAGCUUCGAAAAACACGUUUGAAUCUUGACUUUGAAGCAGUUUGGGAAGAUCUUCAUUUUUGUUUUAUUUUUCUCUUUUUUUCCUCAUUUUUUUCUUCGUUUUUUUUCAUUUUUCUUCUCCUCUUCCUCCUCUUCUUUCACCUCCUCUUCCUCUUGUGUGCGUAUUUGAAUCGUGUGCGUUUCUGUGUACGGCAGCCAGAAUGCAGGGCGUAUGUACGUGUCCGUGUGUACGUGAGACAUUCCACUACGUACACAGACCCAAGGAUUGACUUUCGUGUACGUGAAAUAAAAUAAAAUAAAAACAGUCACACGCACACACAUGAACGUAAACAAGUAGACACAACCGACUUUUUGUGUACGUAAGAAAAACAGUCACAAACGUACAUGAACGGAGGGAGUGACGGAUAAACACGCACAUGGCUUCCCACGCACACGCACACACACGCACACGGACAAAGCCACCGCCGAGACGCACACAAGAACGACUUUAAACGCACAUAAAGAAAGAAAAAAAACUAACUAAAAAAAACAGAAAAUAUACAUGAAGAAAGUGAAAGGAAAACGUGAAGUGGACCUGUUUUGAGGGAGAAACAAAGAGGAAGGAAGAGGAGGAAGAGGAGGAGAAGGAGGAGGAGACAAUCAAACAAUGCACAUGGCUGAAUGGAGAGGAGGAGGAGGAGAUGGAGGAGAAGGAGGAGGAGGAAACAGUGAACUUGGAGGAAUCGGAGAAGUCGGAGGGGGAGUGGUAGGAGUAGUUGGACUUGAAGAAGGAGGAGGAGGAGGAGGAGAAGGAGGAGGAGGCACCAUGGACCAGACCACAAUGAACCUUCAAUCCCUAACUCUUUUAAACCUCGCGAACUUGAACCUGGACGCCGCGAACCUCUCUGGCUACCUCACGCACAACCUCUCCAACUUGCUGAACCUCACACGCGACUUCGACUUCAGCUUCGUGCACAAGUUCGAGAGCAACCGCAGAGUGAGCGAGGCGGCUUUCGCGUCCCUACUGACCGCGUACGGGCUUCUAAUCGUCUUGGGCGCCGCUGGGAACUCUCUGGUGGUUCUUGCGGUCGUUCGAAAACCAGCGAUGCGAACGGCGCGGAACGUCUUCAUCAUCAAUUUGGCGAUAUCGGAUCUUCUUCUGUGCCUGGUGACGAUGCCUCUGACCCUGAUGGAGCUCCUGACGCAGUACUGGCCACUCGGAGACACCCCUUUCGUCUGCCGGCUCGUGGGCACUCUGCAAGCCACGUCGAUCUUCGUGUCCACCAUCUCCAUCACAGCCAUUGCGUUGGAUAGAUAUCAUGUCAUCGUGUACCCCACCAAGUCCUCCAUGCAGAAGGUCGGGGCGGUGGGCAGCCUGCUAGUGGUGUGGGUCCUUGCCUUCCUGCUCGCCCUGCCCAACUUCCUGUGGCGCAGACUGGAUCACCACAGCGUCAACCUCCCGGGGAUCGAAGUGGUGAGUUUCUGCUUCGAGGACUGGCCCUUCAGCCACGGCCGCGCCUACUACAGCAUCGCGGUGAUCGUCGUGCAGUACUGCCUCCCCAUCCUCACCGUCUCCGUCGCCCACGCCAGGAUAUGCACGAAGUUGAAGUAUAGGAUGUCCAACGCCCCUAGCCGAGCCUCCAGAACCAGGAAGGAGGAUGUGAGGAUGCGGAAAACUAACACCCUCCUCGUCGCUAUCGCCCUAAUCUUCUGUCUCUCCUGGAUGCCUUUAAACUUAUACAACGUGAUCGUCGACCUCCAUAACCCAUUCGGGGAUAACACAGAGCUGAUGCUGGUGGUCUACGCCGUCUGUCACAUGGUCGGGAUGUCCUCCGCUUGCUCGAAUCCUCUCCUCUACGGCUGGCUCAACGACAACUUCAGAAAGGAGUUCAUGGAGGUGUUUGAUAUCCUGUGCCCUUGCUGUGGGAUCGGGGCGGCGCGGAACAGGAUGGGGAGCGUUAGGACGAGUCGAGGGGGCCCCACGGUGAAGGAUAGCCUGACGGGACCCCAGCACCACCACCCCGUUGUUCUGUACACCAAGGCGGCGGAGGAGCAGACGUCCAACGGAGUGUCCAUGGACCUUCAGGAGCACGAGAUGACCUUUAUUUCGCAGGUGGUGACGACGACGACGCUGUAGAUCGAGAACAAGAGAGAAAACGUGACGUGAGAGAGAAGAAGAAGCGUGACUCCAAAAAAAAUAUUAUUAUUAUUAUUAUUAUUAUUAUUAUUAUUAUUAUUAUUAUU
Messenger RNA from Eriocheir sinensis (Chinese mitten crab), 2401 nucleotides. Its product is annotated as neuropeptide F receptor-like. Gene Ontology annotation, molecular function: neuropeptide Y receptor activity. Bases 825 to 2294 code for a protein of 489 amino acids. The transcript is spliced from 3 exons. Gene Ontology annotation, biological process: G protein-coupled receptor signaling pathway. Lineage: Eukaryota; Metazoa; Arthropoda; Malacostraca; Decapoda; Varunidae. Gene Ontology annotation, cellular component: membrane. The record is from RefSeq and is a predicted model, not a curated record.